Messenger RNA from Stegastes partitus (bicolor damselfish), 5604 nucleotides. It is a transcript of the gene igsf11, whose product is annotated as immunoglobulin superfamily member 11. Lineage: Eukaryota; Metazoa; Chordata; Actinopteri; Pomacentridae. The transcript has 8 exons. Bases 464 to 1912 code for a protein of 482 amino acids. The record is from RefSeq and is a predicted model, not a curated record. Gene Ontology annotation, cellular component: cell-cell junction.
UUGGAGAGACUCACCGAGCGGACGGGACAAGUGCCAGUUUCAGAUCUGUUUGUAAGUCACUUUGAGCUACACGGAGCGGAUCUGGGAACAGCUGCAGGUGGACGCUGAGUUUUUUUCCAAGCGUGCGUAAAUUGACUGGAGAGGUCUGGGAGAGAAUAACGUUGGAGUGAGCAGCAGCGACCAAAGGCGCAAAGGAGUUGUAGAAGAGAAAGCGAGCGGCUGCUGGAUGGAAAUGAUUUCUAUCUUGUUCUUUCACACACAUCUCGACAGUUCUGGGAACAUGUCGUGUGCUGCGUAAAAUCCCCGAUUUUUAUUUUUUUAUUUUGUAUUUUUUUAAAAGUGUCAGAUGCCAUUACAAGGAACAGUUACUUUUCUUUAGGAAACUGUGAGCGGAGCUGAGAUUUCUGUGCAGAGGGAGGCGCUGAGCUUAAAGUGAGAAGCAGUCACCGAACCGUCAGGAGCCAUGGUGAAGUUUCACAACUCAGACCUAUGGAUCGCCUGGAUGGUCAUUUUCUGCAUGGAGGGUUCAAAGUUUGAUCUACACACAGGGAAAGUGUGUGUGCGGGCGCUGGAUGUCACGGUGUCCCAGAGCAGCAUCCAGGUGGCGCGAGGCCAAGCCGCCGUCCUGCCCUGCUCCUUCACCACCAGCGCUGCCCUCAACAACCUCAACAUCAUCUGGAUGGUGAUACCGCUGUCCAACGCCAACCAGCCAGAGCAGGUGAUAAUUUACCAGGGCGGCCAGGUGUUCAGCCUCGCCAACCACCUCGUGGGUCGUGUGGGCUUCGUGGCCACCAUGCCAAGCACAAGUGCCUCCAUCUUCAUCAACAACACCCAGCUGUCCGACACUGGGACCUACCAGUGCCUGGUCAACAACCUCCCGGACAGAGGGGGGCGCAACAUCGGUGUCAUUGGGCUCACUGUGUUGGUGCCCCCCUCGGUGCCAGCAUGUCGAAUCCAGGGCACGCUGGAUGUAGGCAGUGAUGUCAUGCUGAUCUGCAGCUCAGAGGAAGGUAUUCCCACGCCGUCCUACUCCUGGGAGAAGCUCGACGCUCUGCCCAAGCUGCCGCACAACGCCAUGCAAGACCAGAUGCAGGGCACUGUCACAUUGAGAAACAUCAGCACCAGCACCUCAGGACUCUACCAGUGUACCUCCAGCAACGCAAUUGGCAAAAGCACAUGUCUGCUGAACCUACAGGUUGUCGCGCCCCAGCCUCAGAGCGUGGGUCUGAUCGCGGGCACCAUCGCUACGGGAGUCCUGGCUGUGGUCAUCUGCUCCCUGCUGGUGGUGGUCACGCUCUUCUACUGGAAGAACAAGAACAAGUAUGACGAGGAGGAGAUCCCCAACGAGAUCAGAGAAGACGACCUUCCUCCUAAGAGGUCAUCGUCGGUGAAGGCCUUCCACGCAGACGCCUCCUCCUCCGAGAACGACACUCUGACCUCCACUAACACCUACAACAGCCGCUACUGGCACAACCCCAAGCCCAACUACGACACCAACUCCUACACGCGCUACAACGGAGACACUCGGCAGACCUUCGCUGCUGCCGCUGCGCACGGCGCACACGCGCACGGACAGCCGCCCAGCGCGGCGCACGGCCACGGCGCGGUGGUCACGGCCCCGGGCUCGACCCCGCUGUCCCGCCACGCACCGCCCACCGCAGCCACGACGGCAGCGUUCGCCAACGGCAGCCACACGCUGCCCCCGCCCAAGACUCUGGUGGUCACCACGAACUCUGCCCCGUCCCCCCCCACCAUGGUGCGCAGCAACGGCUCCGUGAGCCUCAAACCGGUGGUGACGUCCACGCACGGGCAGCACACGCACUCCUACGCCGUGAGCCAGGCCACGCUGGAGCGCAUGGGGGCGGUGCCGGUCAUGGUGCCGGCCCAGAGCAGGGCGGGCUCGCUGGUCUGAACGCCGGUCUCACACACUGUUAGCACCGAGGGUUUGGUUGUGAUGUUCAAAAACUGACCGAAUAUGGGCUGAAACAGCCCACUGCCCUUUACAACUGUGUCUUUCUGUAUGUCUCCACCUUUUUAUCUCAACACUAGCUGGGAUUCUACAGUGCAGAGUUCAUUUAAUGCCAAUUCCUGGAUGGACGGGACCCUCUGCUCUGUGGGCCACGUGCAUCAUCAUGAUGCAGUCCAUCAUCCCCGACUGGACGGAUGGUUCUGGUGGGCGCAGGGGGAACAUGGGAUCAUUUCACAAAGCUGGAGUGAAACAUCCUGCAAAACCUGGACUCCCGGAUCUUCUUCAGGACUGGAUCAUUGUGAUGAUUGUGUUUCUUCUUUUCGUUUUCUGUUUCUUGGACUCAAAGCAACACAAGGCAUUGUCAUCUCAGUGUGUCCAUGCUGCAGACAGACGCCGGCUCGGGUUCCCACAGAGUGCAUGUGUCCCCUGAUUUAGGAUAACAAAUUAAGUCUGUUUUGUUUCUAAUCAUUUCUUCUCACAGUCGUAACCUUUGAUUGACAGUAAUGAUGGAGAAGUCGGGAUUAAACGGUGAAUGUUCAGGUGUCUGCUGGAGGAACAUGGUGGUGGUAGGAUGGCCUUCGAAGGUGUUUCUGGAUGCAACGCAUUAUUAUACUUUAUUUCACAAACAUCUUAAUUACGUUUUUGCACUUUUCAGAGCAAUUCUAUAUCAAAGCUGCCGUCUUAUGAACAAAACUCAGUCUUACUAAUGACAGGCUUCACACAGUAAGCAGAAAUCUAAACACUGGUGAUACUGGAGGAAGGUACAAGUGCUGGAAUCGUAGAGAAACAUUGCUUUUUCCCAACAGAGAGCUCCUGUCCCUGAUCUAAACUUGAACCUGCAGAUGGAGUUUGUCCUCGUCUUCGCUGUCCUCAUCCGUCUGCUUCGUGUCACAUCAGUGCUGCUCUGAGGGUCAGAGGAUGUCUUAUUUCAUAGAUGCUUUAUAAAGAGACAAGAGAAAUAUAUAUUUAAAGGAGAUUUUUCUUCCCUGGAUAAAGGCUAACACCUGCUGUUUUCUACUGUACAUACGGCAGCGGUGGGAUGGUUGUGAAUCAAAGAAAACACGUCUAAUACAUAUUUUACAACUCAUGUGUCUUAAUUUUGAAGCCGUUCUUUUUGUUGCUGGGUUCGGUCGACAGCUGGUUCAAUGAAGGGAUGUUUUUAUAUAUAUAUUUUCAUUUUCUACUGAGUAUUGUCAUUUCAUUACGAGGACUGAGGUCAAUACGAUGUGGUUUAACAUUAACGGCCAUUUGUUUUACUAUAAAUAACACCUUUGCUGUACAUGUUAGAGGAUAUCACCGUGUUUCUGACCUGUGUUUUUGUAUUUUAACCAAAUCUCAACAGUCUGAACUGUUGCUGUUCCUAAAUCUAGCAAUCCUCAUUUUCUUUUUGUGCCUGAAUGCACAUUAAGUUCUAAUGGUUUCUCCUAGCUUUGAUGCAGUAUUUGACACAUUUGUGUAACAUACAGUUUUGGAAAAUAUAUGUUUUGGGGUUGUUGUUUUUUUUUUUUUUGCUUUAACAAAUUUCUCUUUGCGUCUAUUGGAAAGGUUUAAAAUAAAUGUUCAAAGUCUUACUGGGACAAAACUUCCCAAAAGGUGUUCCAACUUUAACAAACACAGUCUCAUGACUUAAUGCUGUAAACUUUAUUUUUAAUUACUGUUUUAUGUAGACGAUAUCCCCGACUUCAUCAUUGUUUGAGCUGUAUUCAGUUAAUACCUUCAUUCCAUUUACCAGUAAAGAAUGUUGUUUAAGUUGAUGGAGUUAAAGUAUAUACACAGAUAUAUUUAUAUACAGCUGGGUGACAAAUUAAAGGAAAGAGCUGAAUGAAUGCUUCCACACUAGUGCAUUGAAUAGUAGAGUUAAAGCUGCUCUGUGGCAGGUAUGAACAUGCUGAGCAGGCUCAGUGGAUUCUGACUGAGAUGGAACAAGAAAAGAGCUUUUAUUGUUGAGGUGCAGCUGGCAGGAGCUUCAGCCACAAACAUUAAUCAGCUGGUUUCAACAGGAACAGUGGAAAACGUGACAUUUGCAUGUUUCUAUGGGAGGGACAUCCGCAGAUAGAACUGGACGUCGUGGUCGACCGUGCACAUUACGUGAUGAUGCUCAGUGUGGUGUGUGAGGAAAAACCAGACAUGGAGCUCCUCCUUAACUCUUCCAGCCAUCAGUAGAACGACGAUGGCUCAGUUUGAGCUGUGAGGAAACCAGCAGCACUGCUUCACAGAGCUGGAGACAGAUGGUGGUGUCGUCUAAGAGAAGAGCCUGGAUGUUUGCCCUGCAGUCACAGGAUCCAGCGGGUCUCUUGUGCAGCUGGGGGGGCGCUUUGGAUCCACCUGUAGCUUUAGAGGAAAGGUUCACUGCAAAUCAAUGCAAAGCUCUUAGGAGUGAUUGCCUUUAAGCUACGGUGAAACAAUGUUCUCUGCCAGGAUGAGGAUUCUCCUGGCAGAGAACAUCGUCAUGAAAACACCAGAUGAUGCUGGAGAAUCAGCGUUGAGGCAGAUGGAAGCUGCUCUGGUGGCCAAACACUGCACUAAGAGGUUUGUGUUGGUCUUUCCUUUCAUCUGUCACCAGCUCGUGUGUGUGUGGGUUGCCAUUGGUUUUAUAUUUUAAACGAUAUUAAACAGAAUUCUAUAUAAUUCCACCAAAUAUUUAGAUCAUGACAGCAGUAAAUAAUAACCCAGACAAUAUACGUCUGCUUCACUGGUGUCCUGAUGAUAAUUCACUCAUUUUAAAUCCCAAUCAUAGACCGAAUGGUUACGAGUCAGCGCAGGUUUUCUGUCGGUUUGUUGUCAGUGAUGUGGGCCUGUAGUGGAUCCAGCAGCAGUCCUGAAUAUCUCCCAGCUUUUGCUUUGAGGUCAUCAUGAAAAUGGCACGUAGUUUCAAAUCUUCAUUGACUUAUUUAUUCUGUAUUUAGCCACAGUAGCUACUGACUGCACUGUAUGGGUCCAGAUGAAGCAUUUGUUCUUGUGUUGGUCUGGCCCAGGUCUGAUUGCAGCUACGCUCCUCAUCAGUGUCGGUAUCCAUUUCUUUUUCCUCUCAGUGCUGUCUGUCUGCUACGGCACGUUCUCGGAUUGAUUUAUAAACACAGAGAGGCUGGAAGAGGUCAGAUGUCACCAGAUCAAUUAUCGGUUCCCUCCUUUUUGUCUGACAGUGUUUUCAGAAUAAAGUCUUCUGUCUAUGUGGAUUCCACUCACCAUCUCCUCCCAGUGUCCCUGCCUUGAAUGGGGGCUGACAGCAUUAGAAAGGAGCUCAUCUUCUGAGGCCCUCGGCUUUAUUUGUACCAGAGAGAGUCAGAAAAGCUACACUGAGAUUAUUUUACUCUUUCUCUGGCCUCUGUUUGCAGGAGAAACGGAGGAAAGAGAGCACAAUCAGUAGAGAUCUACUGAGGUUUUAACCCAAAUUAACUAAACAUCUCAUCUUCUACCCCAGCCAUAGGCUGGCACGUGGUACACAAGGUGGUGUGUGGGUUGUGUAUAUAGACAAAUGUGAUAUAUUGCUGCUGAUAGCAAAACCAAUGUGUACAUAUGUAAAGAGGAAAAUUAAAAACAAAAAACAUACAUCUUGUUCUUACCGUUGGGUUUGAAAUGAAAUAGGAAAAAUAACACUGGACUUGUAGUGAAUAAAUAUUGUUAAUACAUUCUAA